UCAUGCCAAAUAUGCAUCAGGUCGCAAUCAGAAUGCGACGACUAGAAUGCAGUUAUUUCCAUGGGUUUAAAAUUUAUUUCCAAAAGAAUGAAAUUAUCGAAUCCUUGUAUGAAAAACUUCAGGAUGCAUGGGACGCCACGAGAGACAAUGUUGUGGUGGUGGUGGUUCUGGGGAUGGAAACAGGUUACUAACAAUUUCAAUUCUCUGAUCAUCUGGUUUCAUUCUUAUGCAGCUCCAGAUCUGGCCCAGAAAAAUUUGUACAUACUGCAAAAAUUACGAUUUCGAGAUUACGGCCCCCUUUAUCUUUAUCAAGAUGGCGAAGGAGGGAUAUAAAGGAGGGUGUUUAAAGUCCUGUUCUGAACAUGAAGACGACGUCGCUAUUACUAGCCCUCACUCUGGACAGAUUCUUAUUCCAGAUGUAAUUGCUCACCUCUGCAAAUUCCUUGUUAUCGAAACCAUAAAACAGUGUCGACUAGUCUGCAAAUCGUGGAAUUCUGGUGCUACCCCCGUUCUAAAGGCGAGGACACUUAUCCAUAUUCCAUUCGAUUCUGGAAAUAGUGAUGUCCGACGUCCCAAGAAGUGGAGAUGGGAUAAAGGAAUUUUAGAAAAACUUAGAUUCAAUGUUCAUCUGAUGAUUUCGACAUAUAAAUCCACACAACCACCCACGAAUCUCGAAACGUUUCCCUCGGUCAGAAAUGUAAAAUCAAUUUCUGUCCACUUUUAUUUACCAGAACAAUGGCAGAAGGACUUGUGUAACAAAAUCGUACAGACUUCGGCCACCACUCUGGAAGAAUUAAAGCUUAAAUUUCAUUACGAUCAAAAUUUUCCUUCAUUUUAUGGCACCGUUUUCCUAAAAUUCAAGAAACUAGUGACGGAUUGGGCUAAUUUUCAAUCUCAACCUCUCAUAUAUCCACCCCUCCUAGGAAUUAGUCAAGCUAUUACGGAAUCGUUCCCAGGUUUGCAAAGUUUGAGUAUUAACCAUGCCCAUUUGCGUGAAAUGGUAAAAGUGGAUAUAUUACAAAAGUUUCCACUGUAAGCUGUACAUUCGUGGUAGAAACGUUGGUAGAUUUGCGUGAACUAAUUCUUAAUUACUUUUCAGAUCGCUUAAUUCCUUGGAAUUGGAGGGAAAACUAAAGGUUGAUCAGUUAGAAAGGCUGCUCAAAAUUCCUUCUUCUAUGAAAAAGUUAGACUUUAGGUUGAUCUUUGGUAAUGGUGACAUUCGUGCACACGAGCUGCCAACCAUUCUUUACAAAUUUUUGAAGAAACAUUCCAUUACUCUGGAAAAACUUUGUAUUGGCAUGAGUGUGGUGUCAGAUGAUAAAGACAUUGAGUGGAAAUUUCCAGUAUUUCCAGUCAUGAAAAGGUUGGAAGUUACCUGGAUGAAAUGCAAUGUGUUUGAGGGUGGAUCAGGACGCUUAGGACUGAUUGGGUAUAAUGAAUGCUUCUCAGUCUUGGAAAUUUUGCGCGUUCACAAUUUCUAUGUCUCCACUGCUGCUGCAUUUCUUCUCCCAGAAAAUGUUCCCUGUCCCGUAGUUAUGAAAUCUGUGAGAAAAGUUGAUAUAAUUUUUAGGUGGUGUACAGAAACACAAGAAUCAGAUCAGGUUGCCCUUUACACGUGAUUGGUGUACAUUUUUCCCAGUGCCAGGAUAUCAAUAAACAAGUUGGACACUUCAAUAAUUAAAGAAUAAUGGUUAUGCAAUUUUUGAAAUUUAUUUAUCCGUAUUUUCAGAUAUGAAAUUAAUUAUAACUAAUAUAUAUAUGAGUACAUAAUUGUUAUGAUCGCAUUCAUAAUUUAGUAAAUUUCCUACGCAAUAAUGUAGACGUUGAUAAUAAAGCAAAGUAUUUC
Molecule: messenger RNA, 1846 nt
Organism: Folsomia candida
Lineage: Eukaryota; Metazoa; Arthropoda; Collembola; Entomobryomorpha; Isotomidae
Exons: 4
Coding region: 227-1036 (269 amino acids)
Source: RefSeq, a predicted model, not a curated record